This is a messenger RNA of Nematostella vectensis (starlet sea anemone), 11751 nucleotides long. RefSeq lists its product as uncharacterized. Lineage: Eukaryota; Metazoa; Cnidaria; Anthozoa; Actiniaria; Edwardsiidae. Gene Ontology annotation, cellular component: plasma membrane; protein-containing complex. The transcript has 7 exons. The coding region runs from base 92 to 9535 and encodes 3147 amino acids. The record is from RefSeq and is a predicted model, not a curated record. Gene Ontology annotation, molecular function: calcium ion binding. Gene Ontology annotation, biological process: heterophilic cell-cell adhesion; establishment or maintenance of epithelial cell apical/basal polarity.
ACUGGCUCCAUAGUUACAACUCCUCUGUGAACCACGCUCAAGGCAGCAAAAAGAUUCAGCACAGAAAUGGCUUUUCAAUGACCCGAGAAAUAUGGUGAACGACAGAGGUUUCCGUACGAGAGCGAUGCGCUCGUGGGAAUGCCUCCUCAUUCUGCUAUCGUUUGCCUGCCAGGCCCAACUUCAAGUUAUCGAGAUAGAGCCAAGCUUUGGUAGAGAUCCUAAUGGGCGAUCAAAAAAGGCCGGAUUUGAGAGAAAAGAAAAUCUUCUACUUUUAGGAAAAACGAUUAAAAACCUUACAGUCCCGAGUGGCACUCACUGCGCGUUUGAAUGCGUCAGUAGUGAGAAUUGCAACUCGUAUAAUUUGGCAAAGAAACCGUCGAAUGGUCGUUUUGAAUGUCAGCUCAUGGCGGAUGACAUAUAUUCAAAGGAUGGGAACUUGACUGAAAGCGAGGACUUCAAUCAUUUUUUUAUCAAGAACAAAUGUCAGACUCCUGGCCUCUGUAAGAAUGGCACGUGUUACCCGGUGUAUGAGACGGACGACUUUCGCUGUGAGUGUAAGCUGAAUUUCUCCGGCAGACACUGCGAGAUAGAACUCGAUGCGUGCGGAAAAGCAUCGCAACCUUGCAACCAGGGUACUUGUGUCUCUCUUGAUGAUACGAGAUUUCAUUGUAUCUGCGAUUAUGGAAGCUUCGGGAGAUUCUGUAACAUCACCAUCAAAGACUGCGCACUCUUUCCCUGUAAGAAUGGAGGCCAGUGCGUUAACAAGGAUGACGGCUACCUGUGCCUGUGUCCGCCGGGAAAUACUGGGGAUGAAUGCCAGGAAAGUACGAGAGGAUUCGAGUACAUCUCCCACAAAGAGACCACUCACCGUGGAGUACCAUUAUGGGUUGUCCAGGCCAAAGUAGGUGUGUCUGGACAUUCCAGAUCCUCUAGCUGGUGCCAAGACUACUAUGAUCUGUGUCGCCAAAUAGAUAAGCUACCAGUAGGAUGUGGGCGCUCAUUCCGUGCCGACCCACGGUUCCAUUCUUGUCGCGAAAAGUACACUGCUGUCAUGCUUAGUGGAGACCCCAUUGACUGUCAAUCAACCGACGAUGUUGCCAUGGUAGCACAGAAAGCAGGGUUCCCCUCCUCGACGAUCGAAAAUUCAUUUGUGCUCGGCUCCUGUCACGACCAGUGCCCGACCAUGCUCAGUACAUAUUGCGACAAUAAUUUGAUGUGCUUGCGCUCAGGGCAGUCAGAGGUUUAUACCAUUUGCGCACGCCCGGAUAGCAACUUCGAUGUCACCAAUCUAACAAGCUUCAAGUCCCGGAACGUUACGUUUAGACUUGUAGAGCUGAAGCUUGUCGAUAAAAACUCGUUCCACGAAAACUGGUGCCGAGAAUACCAAAGAAUGUGUGAGGCGAUUGGUCUAAGGCCUAUAGGAAAACCCGUCACUGGCGAAACGUUUUUCUCGUGUCUGGAUUAUAACGCAGUCUUGGAAUCUUCACUUACUAUAACAUCUCUUUCUUCGAAACUUGGGUUCAGCAAUGCGCCUGCGUUUAUGUUUGAAAAGUGUAGAAGUGUUGAUUGCAACAACACCCUUAACAUCCCCGCCCUAGUCACACUCGACUACUCAUACGGCAAGCGUGUACUAACAGCGUGUAGUACUGGCGAGUCAGAAAGCUCCUUUAGAGUAUUAGACAUUCGCCAGGUCUCACAUCACGGCAAGAACUUCAAGGUUCUACAAGUGAAGGUCCCCUCAUCCACCGUACAAGGGUGGUGCACAGAGUACACGUCCCUUUGUCAAUCAUACAGCCUGAUGCCCGUCGCCUGCAGUAUGGAUUACCAGCGGUUUUCCGAGUAUUCUUCUUGUCGCGAUAAGUUCGGCGCGGUCAUGUUUCGAGACGCGGAGCUUUACGGAUGUCCUCCGAAUAAACUAAUCUCUGUGCUCGCCCAGAUGGCGAACUUCUCAUCUGCGAAUGAGCAGAACAGUUUUGGAUUUCACAAGUGCAACUUAUGCGCAGAUACAGCAUUGCUGAAUGACAGUGGCUUAUCGUUUCUUAACAAUUCCAUCCCACAUGAAUUAGCCUACACGGCGUGUGUAGAGCCAGAAACAGCCUUCGAUGUCGUGUCUGUUGUGGAAACUACUUACGAGCGGACGCCAGUUUUGGCCUUGCAUACAAAAAUCGCAAGAGCUAAAAGCAAGUCUGAAAACUGGUGUCGCGACUAUGAAAAACUCUGCUUGUCAUACGGACGAAAACCUGCCAGGUGUGAGAUGCAUACAAAAGAUGUGCAGUUGAAAUGCGGUACCGAUUACGGCGCUGUGUCUUAUCAUGAAGCCCGUGAUUGCGAAAUUUUGACGGAUAUUUCUAGGAUCGCUGGACGAGUCGGGUAUUCGGCAAAUCCAGCAACAAACUGUUUCAUUCAUGACGAGUGUUCUGAAUGCUCUGAUACAUUGCCAACAGCAUGUACUUCUACAAUGAGAUGUCUUAGGUACUCUGGAACUGGUGUGGCAGAUUUUUACACUAUCUGCGCGGGCCAGUCAAGCGAUAGUGGAGGAUUAAAAGUCAUCAGUCAAACCCCCGUUGCGGUCAACAACACCAAGUACAUUGCAGUCAAAGCUCAAGUUCCAAGCGAUGGAAAAUCAAAGAGUCCAACUUGGUGCGACGAUUAUAAGGAAAUGUGCAUGUCGUUUGGCUUGCGACCGCUGGCUGCUGGUAAUGAAGGCUAUUCUGACCAUAGAAAAUGUAGGAGCAACUACAAUGCAAUCGUGUCCCUUGAAGACAAUUCCGAGAGCUUACAGGCCCGUGUCAUUGAGAUCUUACACAACGCAUCCUUUCCCGACGCCGAAACUCAAAAUACAUUUGUGUUUUCAAACUGCUCCGAGAAAUGCCCGCGCUUUCUUCAUGAUACGAAGUGCCACAGUGCUUUGCACUGUCUCCGUCAGACAGACACAUAUGUUUACACCGUUUGCCGGGAUUCCGACAGUGCAUUUUUCGUGCACCAAGCCGAAGAAGUGAUCUACAAAGACUACAAAUUUCUUGCUAUAAAAGCCGAACUUCCCACGGACAAGACUUCUAAGCAUGAGAACUGGUGCAGAGAUUACCAGAUGCUUUGCCGUUCUUAUGGGAAAUUCCCAAUGGGUGUUAACUACAAGGAUACUUCCAAAUACUACGAGUAUUCGUCUUGCAGGAAGUACGGUUCUGUUCAUCUCACAGAGAGAUUUAUUACCGAUUCCACCUCAAGUAUAGCUAGUUUCAUUCAAAAUGUAUUUUCCUCUGCCGGAAUAGCGUUCGACCAAGCGAAAGAUUCAACCUCCAUCUUUCAUUCGUGUCAUAACCCAGACUCCUGUCCAAAUGUUAUCUCUUCAACAGCCCCCGGGUUGUAUUUAAGCAUUCGGCACAAUAUGAUGGCAUAUACAGUGUGCGUUGAACCAGAUAGCAAUAUCGAAGUUAUUGACUUCAAAACAAUGGUGUAUCAGGGUGUAUCUUAUAUGGGGGUAGCUGCCAAAAUGCCUGAGAGACCCGUAUGGAGAAAUGGCUCGUUGUGUCGUGACUACCAGAAGCUGUGCUACUCCUUAGGCCGGCAUCCCAUCGUGUGUAAGAGCGAUGGUGGAACACUGGUUCAAGAAAUCUCUGACGGCUCACCGACCCCUGUUGUGAUACACAACCAGGACUUUUGCGCCGAUAAUUCACAAUUUGUGUACUCUGUUGCUACUUCUGGGAAUUUCCUUAUUGACCCAACACUCGAUAACAGCGUACUAUUUGAACACUGCGGGGAAAGUCAAGAGGUGUCGUCCGCCAGUGACUUUGAGAUCUACAGUAAGCUCAAAGGGAAGGUGUUCUUCACUCUAUGCGGCAGCCCCGAGGGUACAUUCGAUGUGGUCACCCUGAGAAGAGGAGAAAUAAAUGGACAUCAGUUAAAUUUUCUGCGAGUUCAGAUCCCAGAGAAUAGAACCUCCAAGAUCUUGAACUGGUGCAGUGAUUACCAACGCCUUUGCGAGUCAUUUGCCUUAAGCCCAAUCCAGUGCGUGCAGCCAUCAACACCAUAUAACUGCUCCAGCUACGGACCCGCCAAUUUGCCAUCUACUGCCCUCAUGUGCCCGGCCUAUCCCCUUCUGUCCUCUCAAGCAAUACGUUACGAACUUCCUGGAAAAAACACGACCUUCUUUACACUAAAAAAUUGCUCUCAGUCUCAAUGUGCUGCGCCAGUUCUCCAUAAUGCCAGCUGCAACGAUGCCCUGGACUGCGCCCAGACAGAUCAUCCAAAUAACGAGCUCUACAGCGCGUGCGUGGCCCGGGAUUCCGGAUUCGAGGUCCUCGAACAGCGGCAGUACGGACUGGACGAUCUCUAUUAUGACGUCAUCAAGGUUCGUGUCCCGGAUGUGUCGAAGUACUCAUCAUGGUGUAAGGAUUACCAGAGGCUGUGUGCGCGUUAUGGAAAGCGACCUGUCGGCUGUGGCUCGGAGUGGAAGCGCACGCAUGCGCACUUGUCGUGCCAAGAGGAGUACAACGCAGUUAUGGAGGCCCACAAUGAGCUGGGCUGCCCCCCCAACAAUUCCAAGAUCGCUGAGAUCGCUCAACGUGCUGGGUUCUCUAGUGCGACGGCUAAUAACGUCUUCGCGUUGGCUAACUGCAGCGCGUGUAAUGGCUUCAGCAAGCUUAAUGAGGACGAGCAAACAAAUGCUUUUUCAUGGUUCCCGCGUCUGGCAUCUUCGGAAAGAGAGGCGUAUACAAUUUGCGCUGAUUCUGAUAGUAAUCUUAAGGUGAUUGUCUCCAAACGAGUGGUGUUUAAGCAGAUAGACUACCUUGCUGUUAAGGUCCAGUUUCAUGGCAUGCUGCGCUCAAAGUAUGACAGCUGGUGUCGAGACUACCAGCGGAUGUGCGAGUCUUUUGGCAGAAGACCAGUCGCUAAACCUGGAUCGUUUGUGGCUAACAUAGAUGCUACUUUUAGGAAAUGCAGAGACGUGUACAACGCCGUUAUGGGUUACUCACUUGGUGCGGUUUCAAGUAACGUGGAUGUUUCUGACAUAAUGAAGAAAGCAGGGAUCCACACCGACAAUGAUGAUGAUGCAUUUCAUCUCUUAAAGUGUUCCUCGUGCGAAAAAUUGUUGAAUGCAACAGGUUCGUGUCAACAGAGCUUGCACUGUCUUGCACUGGGAAACCAUAUUGGAUACACAGUUUGCGCUAACUCUGACUCGAACUUCAAGGUUCUGCACACCAAACCAUUCGUUGAGAACAGUACAGAGUUUCUUGUUGUCAUGGCAACUCUGCCACGUGAUGGUCUAUCACAGUUCGGGACUUGGUGCGAAGACUAUCAGCGCAUGUGCGAGUCGUAUGGGCAUAGACCGCUUGCUUGCGGAAGUCAAUACCGUCGGUAUACACAGCACUUCCGGUGCCAAGACGUUUUCAAUGCCCUAAUGCUUCACGAUGACGAAUCCGAGUGUGCGCAGAACGUCCGCGUCGCGCGCAUUGCCAGGCAAGUAGGCUUCACCGGUGCCAACGAGUACAACUCCUUUGCGUUUAACUCCUGCGAUGUGAACGACUGCCGACAACACAUUGGUGGCGCAAACUCACGUGCGUUUUACACGGCAGGAAUGAAUCCCACAGACAGGGUAGUCUACACAGUGUGCGGAAACUCUGACAGUAAAUUCCACGUUAUUCUUUCUAAAUUUACAGCAAAAUAUGCCGUCAACCAUGCGAUGCAUUUGAAAUUGAGAUUACCUGAAGACGGAAUUUCAAAGUAUGAUACCUGGUGUCGUGAUUAUCAAUAUUUAUGCGAGUCAUAUGGAAUGCGAGCAAUGGCUUGCGCAGAGAGGUAUUACCACAAUCUAGAACACGGUAUGUGUCGAGAAAAGUAUAACGCGGUUCCAGUUAACAGUUGCCCUGGAAACAUAUGGGCUGACCAAAUCAUAAAUAGGGAUGCUCGCAUUGGCAGUAGUCAAGCCAAUACAUUUGCCUUGCAGAGCUGCCUCGAUGAGGCUUGUACUAAAAAGCUUGCAAACAACAGCUGUGAUAGAGGUCUGCACUGUGCGCAUCUUGGAUUAAAAUACCGAAUUGCACACACGAUGUGUGUCAGACAAGUAACCUCUUUCACAGUAUUAACACACAAGAUAGUAAAACACCUCCACCGUUCAUUUCUCGUCAUCAAGGCGAUGUUCAAGAGCGUGAAAUCCUCUGACCAGUCUUGGUGUCAUGACUAUAAAAAUCUCUGUGCAACAUACGGAAAGCGACCGCUCGCGUGUCCACGGGAUCGCUCACAGAAAUUCCACCGCUGCCACGAACUUCACAACGCAGUAUCUGCGAGCUCAAGUGAAUGUCCUCUGAACGCCUUUAUUGCAGAACUUGCCGUAGAGGCCGGGUUUAAAGGCGCAACUCCAAGCAAUUCCUUUGGAUUUCACAAAUGUGAUGCGAGCGACUGUACGAAUUACCUGCGUAAAGAUGGCUGCGAAUCGGGUUUGCAUUGCCUCAGUAGAAAUACCCAUAACCGAGUAGUGUACACAGCAUGCGCUACUUCGAUUACCAGUUUUGACGUUAUCCAUAGCAAAGUUUACUCAGCCUAUCACGUGAUUAAGGCUCGUGUGCCCACUCAUGGUAGGCCUGUGGUAAAUUGGUGCAAAGAUUAUCAGGUCCUUUGCGAGUCCUUCGGUGCGAGACCAGUCGGAUGCGCAACCCUACACGUGAACGAACCCAAGUUCGGAAAAUGCGCGAGCAUUUAUCGAUCGUCAGUGGAAGCAGACUAUUUCAGUUGCGGGUCUGUUUCGAAGGCUGUGCAAAUCACUCGCUCUGCCGGCUUCAGUGAUGCCAAUGCGGAGAACACGUUUGUGUUCCACAUGUGCGAUGAUUCUGAUUGUAAGCAGAAUUUAGCUCAAUCAGGCUGCCAUUCUUCCCUGGGAUGCAUUAAUGCUAACACAACAGAUAACAUUGUGUACACCUUAUGCCGAAAAACCAUAACUGAAUAUAAUUUCGAGGAGACUCAAGUCAAGAAAGCUGACUACCAAGGUGUCCCGUAUUUGGUGGUUCGAGCGCGACUACCUUCGAAUAGACAUUCUCGCAAAAGUACAUGGUGUGAAGAUUAUCAGGCCCUGUGCGAAUCAUACGGUCUGCGGCCCACAGGCUGUUACUAUGCGCAAGAAGCGACCACCAACUGCGCAAGUUACAAAUCCGUACCAUUUCCGGUCAAUCCGCUGAGUUGUGAUCCACGAAUCAUGGUCACAAAUAUAGCCAACGCUGCAGGGUUUACUGAUGCGAACUUAAACAACUCUUUCGCGUUCUACAGCUGUGCACCUGAAUUUUGUAAGCGCGAUCUACCUGCUAGCGGUUGCAGCCAGUCUUUGUCAUGCCUGAGCAAAGAUGUCCCUGAAAAUGUGUUUUACACAGUCUGUAGACCAUCACCAUCUGGCUUCGACGUCAUUGAGAGCCGAGACGUGACUCACAAUGGGUUAUCGUUUGUGUCUGUGAGGCUGAGGUUUCCCUCACAUAUGGACGCAUCCAGUGCUGACUGCAGCAGUAACUAUACGUCCAUGUGCUCUGCAUUCGAUGCUUACCCAGUGGCCUGUUCCGAAAGCCUCGAGCUGAACACGUCCUCGACCUCUGAUACUCUAUACAAAAUCUUAUUGACCUCUGUCUAUAACUGCUCAGUCCCUUCAGGUUUAUUACCCAUGUUCUAUAGCGCUGGUUUCUCAAAUGUGUCAAGAGAAAACGUGUUUAUUCUUCGUCGAUUUCAGAACGGUUCCUGUGACGAUGGAAAGUGCAACGAGUCGCUUCAGUGCGUCGGUCACAGUGGUCAAUAUCUAGAGGCAUAUACCGUGUGCGUCAAACGUCAGCAACAGCAUGGAUUUACGAUUCACAAAAUUUCUAGCGCUGAACAUGGAGGCGAGGAAUUUACAAUCCUUAAAGGAAUAUUCAGCAAAGGCUAUCCAUUUUUGGAGAACUGGUGUCGCGAGUAUCAAAGAACCUGCGAGGUGUUGAGAAAAAGACCCGUCAACUGUGUAUCCGGACGAGAUGCGGUGCAAUGCACGCGUAAGUACAACUUCAAUAUGAGAACUGGUAAUACAGGUUACCUUUCUCGUGAAGAACUAGUUGAACUGGUCAAGGAUUCAGGCUUUACAGACGCCGUUACUGUAAACGUAUUAGCUUUCGAAAAGUGUAAUAACAGUUCUUGUAACGUCGAACUCAAAUCCCAGCCAGUGUAUCUGGUAUGCGUAACCGGACAAACAGGUUUUGAAGUCAAGGAAACAAGGACCGUUGUAGAUGGAGGGCUGAGCUACAAGGUGGUGCAUGCGCGGAUACCGUCUGAUGGACAAAGCAAGUCAGGAAGCUGGUGCGAGGACUACAGUAAGCUUUGCGACUCUUAUGGUCAGCGGCCCAUCGUAAAGGUCAGCCGCAGUAUGUCAGUUAGGGCCCAGGAAUGCAGUGAUCGAUUCGGUGCCUUAGUUAUGAAGACGGCGACCGCGUUGUCGAGCUUAGUUCAUGAUGCAGGGUUCUUAAACGUCUCGGUUUUGAGUGCAAUAACGUUUUCGCAUUGCAAUUCCAGCAAAUGCUCUAGAUCGUUUAUUAACAGCGAAUGCAGCGCGCCAUUCGGCUGCGUUACGCAAAACACUUCUCUCGAAGAUAUUUUCACCUUCUGUACUCACGACCUACCCAUAAGCAACUUUGAAGUCAUGACAACCAAACACACGAUCCACAAGGGAAGUCCUUAUUUGGUAGUGAAGGCGCGGCUGCCAUUUGACGGGCUAUCACGGCAGGAGAAUUGGUGUGCAGAUUACCAGAAACUAUGCGAAAGCCUUAAAUUGCGUCCCUUAGCCUGCAACCGCGACUUCUUUGACAGUGAAAUCGAGAAAGCAGUCUGCUUAUCGAAAUACCACGCAGUCAUGCCACGUGAUCAAUCCCUCGAGUGUCCCGCAAACGUGCGGGUUAACGAAGUUGCGCAAUCGGCUGGUUUCACCCUGGCGUCGUUAAACACCUCAUGGGCCCUAUUCUCGUGCACGUCUUCAUGCACAAGGUAUAUAAAUGACAUUUCAAAUACUGCCCCUUAUAUGAUGUCCCUGGACGUCCCUUCAAGAGUUGUGUACACAGUUUGUGCCAGUGAGGAGACGCACAACUUUGAUGUUCGAGAAACUCGCGUGAUAACAUUCAUGAGUGAUGGUUACAUCGAGAGGGAAUACCUCGUGAUCAGAGUCAGGGUACCGAGCCAUGGCACCUCAAGACAGGAAGACUGGUGCCGAGACUAUCAGCGCAUGUGCGAGUCGUACGGUCGCCGCCCUACCGGUUCUGGAGUGAGUCGUUCCGAGGAUGUGAAGCAAAGCUCUUGUAUGAAGUACUACAACUCGUACAUGCUACCAAAGGAUGAAAAUGACGAUUGGCCUAAUUAUAAACCAAUAUCUAAUAUAGCUACAGCGGCUGGGUUUGAUUUAUCUGGUGCACCAACCAACGUUUUCGGGCUCUAUAAUUGCCAAAAUUGCCCUAAGCAACUAGGACUGCUUUCCCCUUCAUGGAACGUAGCCAUAUACCGCCUUUAUAACACUGAUGGGGACUUCUAUACAAUCUGUGUGUAAGAUACGGACGCUUGAUGAACUUGUUUAAUCUCAUCGCGUUUAUUAAAAAAAAAAAACUAAAUAGUCUCAACAGGAGCAACGGGCCCAUUCUAAUUGAGCCUUAUCCUGCAGCCGCCAUGCACCUCAUUUUUGCAUGGAUUGUCGUCAACAUCGAGGGGAAAAAACGACGUGUUUUUACACGGUUCGUGCGCAACAUAGAAGGCGAAGAGAGGCGUAUUUUUUACACUGAUCGUCUUCAACAAGAAGGGCGAGGAACGGCCCAAUCAUUUUAUUGUCUUUGCUGUCUGUAUCCGAAUCAUUUGGAAAUGUCGAGAAGAUCUUUGAAUUCUGUGAAAGUGCUUUACACAUGUACGAAUUGAAGAUGUUUAAGAUCCUGACUAUGGUAACACUGGUUGCCGAGGCUCUAAAAGUUGCUUGCGUUUAUGAGGGUCUUUAUCACCGUGUCUCUGGUCUUUGCUUAUCAGUUAACGUCAAAAAGUGCGCUAUGUAUAUUACGGACACUCUGGAGACCUUGAUUGAUCCGUUGAUAGGAGAAGACCUGUAUAUUACGGACGCAUAUGUGUACAUUGGUUGACCCAUGAUUAGCGUGACACCUGUAUAUUACGGACACUAUGUAUACCUUGGUUGACCGAUGAAUAGUGACACCUGUAUAUUACGGACAUUUGGAAGACCUUGAUUGACCCAUGAAUAACGUGACACCUGUAUAUUACGGACACUUGAAAGACUUUGGUGGAACCUGUACACCUGUAUAUUACAGACCUUCGAGGACCUUGGUGGAACCUGUACACUUGUAUAUUACAGACCUUCGAGGACCUUGAUGGAACCUGUACACAUGUAUAUUACGAUCACUCUUAAGUCCUUGGUUGAACCGUGAAUAGCGUAACACCUGUAUAUUACGGACACUUGGAAGACCUUGGUUGGCCCGUGAAUAGCAGAACAAAUACAUAUUACGGACACAGGCAUUUGAUUGACCUGUAGUGUGUAGCACCUAUGUAUAAACCGUUAGCCGAGAACUGUUAGCAUGAAAUCAUUACAAUACGGACACCUGAAAACUAGAAAUCACCUGUAAAUAGCGGAUGGGCCAACAAAUAUGGCAACAAAGAAGCGUUAAGACAUGAAAUUUUAGAAGCUGUCAAUUAGGACAAGUUUGAAGGAGGCGUCCUCGCCACAAUAGUGCAUUGUUACCAAAUGUAUCUGUGCCUUCUUCUUCUUCUUUUCUGUGGGCCCACCUCAAGAAGAUUCUUGUGAGCAUAGAGUGCAGUGAAUGUGAGGGAGUGCCAAUAAAAUGUUCGUGCAUGUGAGUUAAAAAAAAUGAAGGAGGGUGGUCAGUUUUCCUCGAGGUGGGCCUUCAGCCGGAAUCAGAUGGUUUCGCCGACAAGCUGUUCGUCGACAACAGUGGUUGUUUCGCCGACAACCACGUUCGUUUCGGCCUUUGAAGGAGGCCAGGCUUGGUGCUUCCACCGCAGAGUUCGGCAACAAGUUCCAGUCCCGAAUUGUUCUCGGGGGAAAAGGACAUUUGAUGGUACUGUGUCCGGGAACUUUGAUGCUCAUGAGGGAGCUUCGAUGCUCAUGAGGGAACUUCGAUGCUCAUGAUGCAUGAGACGACCAAAGUUGGAUCGAGUUAAAAAGAUGUAGUUGAUAAAAAGGGUUUCGGAUUUGUGAAUCUUCAGGCCCGUAGCCAGGAUUUUGAGCGGGGGGGGAAAGGGGGGGGGGGGUUCGUUUACCCAUUUAACGGACCAUUUUCUCUUAUAUAGCUCACCCUAGCUCGCAGUGGUACUCAAUUUUUCUUCAUUAGAGCGGACCUUCCAGUCCAGUGGGGUGGUUCUGCCGAAACCCCCCUGGCUACGGGCCUGAUCUUAGCACUGACUGCGAGUUUGAAUAUUUGGCCAAAAUAUAGGCACACUAAUAACAAAGCGUCGAAUUAUUUUUAGUGGUUGCUAUCGUGAAAGAAAGCUGCCAACCAUCCCCAGGGAUCCAUGGCCGUUAGGCGGGACCGAGCGGAAUGAAAUUAAACGUUUCUUUCGUUUCCGGUCCGAAUAGCCGUUACGCCCUGGAUCCCAAUCUCGUCCCCAGGCUCUUCAGGGUGCUAAGCGUUCGUCGACACCAAAGGAAGUCCCCAGAAGGCUCCGGGAACAGUGAGAAUGUCAGGUUCUUUUCCCGUAUGGAUACGAAAUCCUUUUCCUUGAUAUGCUUAGAAUGAAAUGUCUCUUAAUGAC